GGAAAGUCUAGAGUGGACAAAUAGGGAUUUUAAAAGCCGAGUAUGUCACGUGUAACCAGUAAUUUGGCCAAUAGGAAUGCUCGAGAACCCGGAAAUAGGGAAGGGACGGCAGUAAGUGCAGAAGAUGUUGCCACAUGUGGCCAGAGAAGGCGUAGGCCCACCCCCUAGUGUCCCAGGCUCACGCGCACACCACCUGAGUCCGGGGCGGGGAGGCGGGGCUAGUCUAAAACACCAAUGGAAGCGGGAGUAGGAGGGCUCGCGCCGUGACGCAAGAGGCGUGGCUUACCAAGCCUGGCCAAUGAGAGCUGGAAGCGCUGGGCGCAUCUUUAGGCGCGCGAGGAGGGGGCAUGGCGGAUACUGUGUUGUUUGAGUUUCUUCACACGGAGAUGGUGGCUGAGCUGUGGGCUCACGACCCCGACCCCGACCCCGGCCCAGGGGUGAGCGCCGGGCUCCGUGGGGAGGAAGCGGGGGCCACCAAGGGACAGAAGAUGAGCCUGUCGGUCCUGGAGGGUAUGGGGUUCCGUGUGGGCCAGGCUCUAGGCGAGAGGCUGCCCCGGGAGACGCUGGCCUUCAGGGAGGAGCUGGAUGUCCUCAAGUUCUUGUGCAAAGACCUGUGGGUGGCCGUGUUCCAGAAGCAGAUGGACAGCCUGCGCACCAAUCACCAGGGGACCUACGUCCUGCAAGACAACAGCUUCCCCCUCCUCCUCCCGAUGGCCUCUGGCCUGCAGUAUCUGGAGGAAGCGCCCAAGUUCCUGGCCUUCACCUGCGGCCUCCUGCGCGGCGCCCUCUAUACCCUGGGCAUUGAGAGCGUGGUCACCGCCUCCGUGGCAGCCCUGCCCGUCUGUAAGUUCCAGGUGGUGAUUCCGAAAUCCUAAGCCCGCCUCGCACCUGCCGAGCCGCACUGCUGCCCCUGGCCUCACCGGCCUCAGGAGAUGGUGGGGCCACUGCAUUUCGGGGUGGUCUUGGGAAUCCCAGGCCCUAGGGGUCACAUAUGCUCAGGAAGUGGGUAUCAAAUUGAGGUGGGGGUGUCAGAGGAGGCAAAGGGGUCCCAGCUGCGGUCAGGACUGUGGUGGGAUUCCCGCCUCGGCAGCAUCACUGCCCAGCAGCUGCUCAAUAAAGGCUGUGUGUGUGGAA
This is a messenger RNA of Gorilla gorilla gorilla (western lowland gorilla), 1134 nucleotides long. It is a transcript of the gene TRAPPC6A, whose product is annotated as trafficking protein particle complex subunit 6A. Gene Ontology annotation, cellular component: TRAPP complex; cis-Golgi network; trans-Golgi network. Lineage: Eukaryota; Metazoa; Chordata; Mammalia; Primates; Hominidae. Bases 348 to 875 code for a protein of 175 amino acids. The record is from RefSeq and is a predicted model, not a curated record. Gene Ontology annotation, biological process: endoplasmic reticulum to Golgi vesicle-mediated transport; regulation of GTPase activity. The transcript is spliced from 6 exons.